AUGAGACCGUUUGGCUGAAGAUGGCGGAUUCGCUGUCGUCAGGUCUGGGAGAGGAGCAGGAGAAUGAGAAGGAAGACAGGGAGCGGGUCGGGAAGGCUGCCAAAACAGAGAAAAACAAGGAGAAAGACAGAGUCACGGACACCCUGCGGUCCAACGAUAAAAACGGAGGCAACAAUGGCAAGAAACGCAACCUGUCAGACCUGUCUCUGGUCAGAUUUAUAACUACUGAGCUAACCAGAGGCUACUUCCUGGAACACAAUGAGGCCAAAUACACCGAGCGCAGAGAGAGGGUCUACACCUGCCUCCGCAUCCCCAAGGAGCUGGAAAAGUUGAUGACAUUCGGCUUCUUCCUCUGUCUGGAUGCCUUCCUCUAUGUGUUCACCCUGCUGCCCCUCAGGGUAAUUCUGGCUCUUUUACGGCUCCUCACGUUGCCUUGCUGUGGCCUCGGUGGCGCCCGCCUGCUCCAGCCGGCCCAGGUGUGUGAUGUGCUGAAAGGCUUCAUCAUGGUGCUGUGUUACUCCAUGAUGAGCUACGUGGAUUACUCCAUGAUGUACCACCUCAUCAGAGGACAGUCUGUCAUCAAGCUGUACAUCAUAUACAACAUGUUAGAGGUGGCAGACCGCCUCUUCUCAUCAUUUGGUCAGGACAUCCUGGACGCUCUGUACUGGACAGCCACAGAACCAAAGGAGAAGAAGAGAGCGCACAUAGGCGUGAUUCCUCACUUCCUCAUGGCUGUGCUCUACGUCUUUCUCCAUGCCAUCCUCAUCAUGGUUCAGGCCACCACUCUGAACGUAGCCUUCAACUCCCACAACAAAUCCCUGCUCACCAUCAUGAUGUCAAACAACUUUGUGGAGAUCAAAGGAAGUGUGUUCAAGAAGUUUGAAAAGAACAACCUUUUCCAGAUGUCAAACAGCGACAUAAAAGAGAGGUUCACCAACUACAUCCUCCUGCUCAUCGUCUGUCUGAGGAACAUGGAGCAGUUCUCCUGGAACCCUGACCACUUCUGGGUGCUGUUUCCUGAUGUAGUCAUGGUGAUUGCCUCUGAAGUUGCUGUGGACGUUGUUAAGCACGCCUUCAUCACCAAAUUCAAUGACAUCAGUGCUGAUGUAUACGGGGAAUACAGAGCCAGCCUUGCCUUUGAUCUUCUCAGCAGUCGACAGAAAAAUGCUUACACAGACUACAGUGACUCAGUCUCCAGAAGAAUGGGCUUCAUCCCGCUCCCUUUAGCUCUGCUGUUGAUCAGAGUCGUAACCAGCUCAGUGAAGAUCCAGGGUUCGCUGUCCUUCAUGUGUGUGCUGCUGUUUUACCUGGGGAUGAUCACUCUGAAGGUGCUCAACAGUAUCCUUCUGCUGGGUACGUCUUGUGGAUUCGUGAAAGAGGCCAACAUGGAAGAGAAGCUCUUCAACCCUCCGCCCCCCGUCGUCUCGAGCCGUGCAAACUCCAGAGCUCACCGCACCAAAACCGUCCACAUUCCACCACAGCAAGAACCCACAAUCGACAAAGGAGGAGCAUCCGUGGCAGCAGAUGUUUCUCCGCCCCCCAGUGUGGCAGAGAGCUCUGCCCCAACACUCCCCAAAAGUGACUCAGACACUUUCCUGACCACGCCAGACGGGGAUGAUGAUGAAAAAAACAUCAACGCCGACACCGGACUGGAAGGUCUCGAACCACGAACACCCAAGAAAGACUUGCUGGAAAUAGACCGCUUCACCAUCUGUGGCAACCGAAUAGACUGAAAGCCACAGGGAAACAACCAGUCAGUGUGCCCUGGCAAAACGCCAAGAUUCAGGGAUCAAGAAACACGGGUCGGACUAGAGAAACUUCCGUGCACCUGACCCCUGAGUAUUUAUUUAUUUAUUACUGACAAAACCAGCCAAGGCAUAACGCUGUUACUACAAGCAUCACAGGCGGCCUCAGAUGUCUCCAUCUGGUCCAGCCGGUGCCUCGUGAACCAGGUUCACUCCGGGGAUUGGUCUUGGUUGUCACGGCAACCUGAAGACAUGCUUGCUCAUGACUAUGGGAGAAAACUGGCCUAGCUGUAGAAGAGCACGAAGACAGAAACACAUAUGUGACGUAGUGCCACGUGGAUCGCUGUGUGAUAAAAUGACAGCUGGGAAGUGCGAGUACGUGUUCAAAAGCACAAUCAUGCGUACCGUGCAGAUUUGUUUUUAGAAAGAAUAAACUUGUCCAUUUUUUAAACAUUUUUUUUAUUUCAAAAGCCUGAAAAAUUCUAAUAUUUAAAAUGAAGUUUUUAUGAAGACUCUCAGAUCUUUUUCUAGAAUCGACCUGCAGGACUAAGACUCACAAUCACAUUAACACACUGUUGAAAUCCCAAUGUUCACACACAUCUAAAAUGGUCUUGUUUAAAGUGAAUUACUGUGAUGACCCCGAGUGUCCUUAGCGCUCUGACAUGGCAGCAGUGACAUUGGGUGCAGUCCUGCUGAGUGCACUGGCUUUGGUUACAGAGGUUACUUUACCUUUUAGACGCAGAUCAAAGUUUGGAGGUUUUAGUGUCAUGCAGCUUGUGUUAAUAUUGUUACUUUAAGCACCGAGAUAGGCUGGUGCCUGUUUGUAAAGACAGUAUUUAUUUAAAAUUCAACUCUAAGCCAAGUUUGGAAGAUAUUUCAUUUUUAGAUGAUUUUCUUUUUCAAAUGCUUCAUGUCAACACGCAUGUGGCCAACAGUUUGGCACGUCUUGGUGUAACACCACUGUGUUCUUGGUCUCAAAAUUCUUGGUGUGUGACACUCUCAGAUCAGCAUCAAUUAACAUAUUUUGUUAUUAUUUCCCAUUAUCUUUGCAGUGAUAUGAGAAAUAAUUAAGGUUGCAUGUAUGCAGGUGAAAUGUUUAAGGGUAUUGUGUGAUAAUCAUCUAUCAAAAAUAACAAGGAUCAUAUGAGCACUUUGGUUGAACCAUGCAGCAUCUUUUUAUUUUCCUGAGAGCUGUAGGAAGUCAGGUUUGAAUCCUAAAUGUCGCUGACAUUGAGUGGUGUGUUUGUUGUUCGGCUGGCUUUGGUAAUUGGAAGAAGCUUUUUCCAAAUGCUUUCAUUUUUAUAUAACGACCUUUAGAAGCUGUAAAAGCUGGAAGCAUUGUUGAUCAUAUCAUUUCUGAAAUUCUGCUGAAUUCAAGCUAGCCCUACAUUUAGCAUCUCAUGCUAAUAUCCUGUUGUAUUUGAUUCAAGCAACAGUGCUUAACAUUUGGAUUUUUGAAAAAGAAAUACCCAGUGAUUUUUAAAAGGUCUUUCAAAUUAAUUAAUGCUUCUCUGAAGAUAUUUCCAGAAUCAUCAAAGACGUGUGUGUGUGUGUGUGUGUGUGUGUGUGUGUGUGUGUGUGUGUGUGUGUGUG
Messenger RNA from Trematomus bernacchii (emerald rockcod), 3338 nucleotides. RefSeq names its product transmembrane anterior posterior transformation 1b (gene tapt1b). Gene Ontology annotation, biological process: maintenance of protein localization in endoplasmic reticulum; positive regulation of cilium assembly. Lineage: Eukaryota; Metazoa; Chordata; Actinopteri; Perciformes; Nototheniidae. The transcript is spliced from 14 exons. Gene Ontology annotation, cellular component: endoplasmic reticulum membrane; ciliary basal body. The record is from RefSeq and is a predicted model, not a curated record. The coding region runs from base 21 to 1733 and encodes 570 amino acids.